GUCUGCCGCCGCGCGAGACGUCACACGCGAGGCUCGCUUCCCGAAGAUGCCCCCCAAGCCCCCGGGCCUGGAUGAGCUGGCGGCGCGCACGGCCGUCCGCCCGGUAGCACACGGUCCUUCACGAGGCUCCGGCGACCACUAAGACGAUGCCGUUCCCCUCCAUGGAAGUGGGCAGCAGCAGCAGCAGCUCAGCUCCCGGCGACACAUCUGGCUCGGUGGUGCAGGUGUGCUUCCCCGGGGCUCAGGCCUCGGCGCUGGACAGCCUGAACCGGCAGAGAGAAGACGGCCGGCUGUGUGACCUCUCCAUCCACGUGCAGGGACAAGUGUUCAAAGCCCACCGCUGCGUCCUGGCCGCCUCCUCGCCCUACUUCCACGACCAGGUGCUACUGAAGAACAUGUCCACCGUCUCCAUCCCGGCGGUGAUGGACCCGCUGGCGUUCGAGAGCGUGCUGAGCUGCGCCUACACCGGCCAGCUGUGCAUGCUGCGCGAGGACAUCGUCAACUACCUCACGGUGGGGAGCGUCCUGCAGAUGUGGCACAUCGUGGACAAAUGCACCGAGCUGCUGAAGGAGGGCCGGGCUGCAGCAGGGGGAGGGAGCGGAGGAGGAGGCGGCGGCGUGCAGGAUGGAGCAAAUGUUGGAGGAGGCGGGGUCUCGGCCAACCUUGGAUGCAGCAGCAGCGACGGGGUCGCAGGCGGCGGCGGCGGCGAUGUGGCUGGCGGUGGUCACGCCCAGGCGGAGGGGUCCAACGAGCCCCAGCGCGCCCCCCAAGCUCCCAGCCGGCCGUCAGUCAGUGAGAGCCAGUCCCCCAGCAGCACCAACUACUUCAGCCCCCGAGACGGGAGCGGCUUCGGGGGGGGCGGGGCGGCCGCAGCCGGGGCGGCGGUGGACGGGGGCGGGGCCAGCACCACCCCCCGCUACUGCACCCGGUCGGGAGGAGAGGAAGCCUUCCUGGUUGAGGAGGAGGAAGAGGAGGAUGAUGAGGAGGAGGUGUUGUACCACCAAAGGAAGAGAGGAAGAGGAGUCGGAGGCAGCGGCAGGAGGAAGAAAAUGAGCUGUGCGCCGGAGCAGGAGGUCGGCGUCAGCGACAGCUUUGGCGUGUCCUCUUAUCAGGACGGGGAGGACUCGUCUCUGCCUCUGCAGAAGCGUCCGGCCUACAUCCAGCCCAGCAUCAUGCCGCGGAAACAGUGGGUGGUGGUGAAAACCGAACGCAUGGAGGACGACGACCUCAUCGUGGUGUCCGGGGAGGAGGGAGGAGAGGACGAGGACGAGGAGGACGAGCGGGAGAUGGAGCUGGCCAGGGAGAGGGAGAGAAGCGACUUCAACAUAUCCAACGUCCGGAGCCUCUCGGCUGAUCUGGGAGGCCGAGCAGAGAGCGACAUGGACUCACAGGUGGACUUCUGCCAGUCGUCGGAGGACUACCUGAAGUUUGAAGGCAGCUUAAUGGAGCAGACGUUGGCUCACCUUCAUGACAGCGCUGCAGGUCAGAGCCAGAGCGCCAGCCGCGCCGUGUCGGCGCUGCUGGGCCAGGUCCAGUCGGGCGCCUCGGCCCGGGCCCAGCUCUUCCCCCUGGACAUGCAGGGGAACCAGAUCCUCCUCUACAGCCAGGCCUCGGGGCUCUCCCUGGACGCCGCCGCGCCCCCCCUCGGCGUGGCCGGCGGCGCGAUAGGAGGAGCCCCCUUCAAAGGUCCCGGCCUGGAGCACGGUGCGGUCCACCUGCCGGCACAGGGCGCUUUGGGAGUCGACGGCAUGGACGCUGUGGCGGUAGGGGGAGGGGCGGGCGCCGGGGGUCCAGGGAAAGUGUUCAUGUGCCACUGUGGCAAGAGCUUCACCCACAAGAGCAUGAGGGACCGCCACAUCAACAUGCACCUGGACCUGAGGCCCUUCCACUGCCCCGUCUGCGCCAAGAAGUUCAAGAUGAAGCACCACCUCACGGAGCACAUGAAGACGCACACGGGCCUCAAGCCGUACGACUGCCUCGGCUGCGGCAAGAAGUUCAUGUGGCGCGACAGCUUCAUGCGGCACCGCUCGCACUGCGAGAGGCGUGGCGGGCUGGGGGAGGGCGGCGAGGGCGGGAGAAGGGGAGCUGGGGAGGAUGGAGCAGAUUUGAUCGCCUCCCCUCACCUCCUCCUGUCUGGGGGCGAGGGAGGACACAGCGGCACCCUGGGAGGGGGGAGAGGAGGGGGAGAAGAAGGAGAAGGGGGAGGAAUGUCUUCUUCUUCUCCGCAUCACUCCGGCGUCUCAGCCACAGGAAGUAGCAGCAGCCACGGUGUGAGAAACAUGAGCAGCAACAUGGCCGUCUCCCAGCACGCCGGUCAGGGGUCGGGGAUCUUCGGUCUUGGGUUGGGCCCAAGUGUGUGUGAUGAGGACGUGUGUGAAGUCGGCGCCGACGACGGCAGCGUGACAUAAAGCGGCGGUGGGUGUCUGUCCGACGGGCGCCGCGGUCUGAGACGCCGCCUGCUGCUGUUUUUACAACUCGGUCAACGCGGACCGCCUGAGUCCCUUUGACCCGCCCGCUCAGCCUGUCACACAGGAAGUGGGUACGUUGUCUGUCAGAGAGGGGGGGGACUCUCUGUGGGACACGUAGCUGAACAAAGUCCUGAUGCCGUCUCAAGUAACCACAAUUCUUUUGUUUGCCUCCGGAAAGUGACCUCAUCAAAAAAUGGUUUCCCAGAUGUUAGUAAAGUAUAUUUUUUGGAGGGGGGAAUUAUGGAAGAAUGCCUUAAUGAGGGGGGGGGGGGGGGUACUUCUGCUAGCGUAACCUGCUUUUCUUGUUGUCCAGAGUUCUCGUACUUUUAAGGAGUAUAUUAUUAUCGUAAAUAUAUACAAAUAUGUAUGUGUAUAUAUAUAUAUAUCUAUAUAUAUACGGUUUCCACUCAUUAGGCCUGGAACAAGCAGCGACUUGUAACGCUGAUGCGUUCGCUGUCUCCGAAGUGUUCAGCUGUAGAGACAAUAUUUGAAGGUGUUCCUCAGAGAAGGUCCUGGGCUCCAGUGAAAGGGGGACGUUGGUCUCAUCUCAGCUUCACACGCCGUGUUUAUGAGCAUCACAUUCUCUCCCCAUCACAGCACAAACGUCCUGUAUAUCCAGUGGUAGUUUGGGGAUUUAUAAAACCACUGAUUGAUUAGCUGAUUAUUGAACAGUGAUAGUUUUGAUUGUGUUUUUGAAAAUGAAGAAAAACACAGAAGACUUUGUUGUAAUUGGUUGUUUUUCUCUAAAAUAUGUAAGUAUUAAUGCUUGGCAACAAUUAAAAAUUUUAAACGCGAUUAAUCGCAAUAUUUUUGCAAUUCUUCUUAAUUGCGAUUAAUCCUGGUCCAUCCAUGGUCCUCUUAUCGGGGAUCGUGUCGCGGUGGCAGCAGGCCCAGCAGGUUGACCAAGACUUCCCUCUCACCUGCAACAUGUUCAAGCUCAUUCCGGGGGAUCCCGGAGCGUUCCCAGGCUAGCUUGGAGAUUUAAUCCCUCCAGCGUGUCCUGGCUCGUCCCUGGGGUCUCCUACCUGUUUGGUGUGAUUGAAAACCCUCCAGGGGGGGGGCGUCCAGAAGGGAUCCUAGUUAGAUGCCCCAACCGCCUCCGCUGACUCCUUUUGACACAAAGGCGCCUCAACUCCCCCAAGUUCCCUCCUGAUAUCCGAGCUCCUUACCCUCCUUUCCAGCACCCAGGCGUAGACUUCCACACUCUGACUGUAACCAUCGUUGUGUCUGUAUGUAUUCAGAGACAACUGGAACAGGAUUUUUUUAUUCGUUAACACGCUAUAAAAUAAUUGUCGUACAACUUAAUAAAUGUGCAACGCGAUAACGUGCCCAGCACUAAUAAAUACAUGGUUGUAAA
Molecule: messenger RNA, 3825 nt
Organism: Gasterosteus aculeatus aculeatus (three-spined stickleback)
Lineage: Eukaryota; Metazoa; Chordata; Actinopteri; Perciformes; Gasterosteidae
Gene: zbtb22b
Product: zinc finger and BTB domain containing 22b
Biological process (GO): regulation of transcription by RNA polymerase II
Molecular function (GO): DNA-binding transcription factor activity, RNA polymerase II-specific; protein binding; RNA polymerase II cis-regulatory region sequence-specific DNA binding
Source: RefSeq, a predicted model, not a curated record